UAUUUUCCUUUAUUAAAAUAUAUAAUUCUCCAAAACUCUUCAGUGUGAGUCUGGAGUCUGGGGCUGGAGCUGCAUGAUUUCAGGCAAAAUAAUUAGGUAUGGACAAAAAUGUGCCAUACUUUAGUCUAUGGUAUUUUCAUGACAGUUUGGAUACUACAUUACUUACUCUGUGGUUUCCGGUUUCUUUCCGGACGUGGCAAAACUUUCCACUUCCACACACAACAACAAGCAAAAAUUCCAUUUUCCAAAAAGCGGCUUUUCUUCCCACCACAAUAUUGCGAAACUUUUUUGUGUUUGCACCGUAUGGGAAGUUUCGCAAGCCGAAAGUUUGGAAGUCGAUACGAAGUUCGAUUUAUAUUUGGCAAAUAUUUUAGUGGCGAAUAAUUUGUACACAUAAUAAGUUAAACCAGAAAGCAGCUAUAAACAACAAUGAAUACAGAAGAAGUAACAUUCGAGACUUUAGAAACCACAGAUGUUAUUAGCGUGGAACUGGUGCCGGAACGCAAAGGACUCAUACUGAAGCACUGUGAAUACUAUGUGAGCUCCCGACGCCAUGGAACUACUGUUACUAGGAGAUACAACGAAUUUGUGCAGCUAUAUGAUGUUCUGUGUGCCAAAUAUCCUUAUCGUGCAGUAUGCAGCUUACCUCCUAAACGCGUAGUAGUGGGAGGUGGUAGUCCACUGUUCCUUCAAAGACGGCGUGCAGCGUUGCAACGCUGGCUAACCCUGGUAGCUCGUCACCCCGUGAUAGCUCAUGAUGCAGAUCUGAGGACCUUCUUGUGUGAAACCUCACCAAGGCUCGACAAGCCCAAACAUGACGAAUUUAUACUGGCUGGCACUCAGGAAGAUAAUGCAAGAGAAAUGAGCACAGAUGAGAUGCAGGACACCUUCGUCUCGGAACAAGAGCAGCUUAGAUUGGCGCAACUUGGUCUGGGAAGGUUGUUCAAGAUUAUUGAAAAAGUUGAAAGCCGUUGCGAAGCGGAACGUACAGAUAUCCGCGAGCUGGGCGCGGCGCUCAACGCACUCAGUUCUCCUUCUCCCGCCGACAGCGUGCGCUGGGCUCGCAUGAGAGAGGGAGUACGCGCGGCCGCUGAAUUAGCAAUUGAAAUGGGAGACUCAACGCCCGAGAUCACAGAAGACGAGGCCAUGGACCGAACUCUGUUAGCACUAGACGCUCUGGGCGCCUACAGGCAGCUGUGCUCGCGGCUCACGAGGGGCUUGCACGCGGAGAGGUCGGCCGCGGCCGCUGCAGCGCCCCACUCUGCCGCGUCGCACGUGCUGCGCGCCAGGCACCGAUAUGCGCUGCGCUGCGCUGUGGAGGAGGCGCGGAUAGCCCGCGCGUACGCACUGUCGGCGCUAGAGAUCCUCCCAGAGCUGCUGCGUACGCAGGGCACCUCGCACGCGCGCGUCGCCGCGCUGUGGGCCGACUUACACACUGCCCUACGACACCCCAACUCUAAACCUACUAACAAAUGACACCAAUGUUUACUCAUCUCCAUUAUGGUACUAACUAAACUAUUGUCCAUCAUCAACAAAACACUACAGCCGUGGGCUUUGGGAAGCAAACUUCUCCAUCGAAGCCUGUCAGUAUAAAACUCCUCCACGCAAUGAAUCUCCUGAAAAUUCCCAAUCACAUUUUGCCUUGAUUGAAGUAGAUGAGCGCUCAAAAGUACUCAAGGAGGCGCGAAUAGGAUCCCGUGGGAACUCUUUGAUUUUCCAGGAUAAAAAGAGGCCUAUGUCCGUCCCCGGGAUGUAAGCUGACUCUGUACCCUAAAUCCUUUCAUCAAAAUCAGUUAAACUGUUGGGUCGUGAAAAACUAACAGACAGACAGGUACACUUUCGCAUUUAUAAUAUCAGUAUGGAUAAUGUGUAAGCAGCUUUGCUUUUUAAGGUUUCGCUCUUGUAAGGUGUUCUACGGCAACUCAUACACAAAAAUAAAAGACUGACAACUCAGCGACAUAACGUCACAUAUGUAUGAAAGACAGUGAUGACGCUCUAAAAAGCUAAAGCUGCCGAUUAUCUCUUUCUACACCUCACUGUGAAAUAUUUAAUACCGGGCACUGUAAAUAAAAUCGUAUGUUUAUCGUACGCUGCUGUUGUUAGUAUUUUAUCAUCCAAAAGGAUCUAUUGUAAGUUUGUUUACGUUCAGGAAUCUCCAGUGAAUACAACCAAUGUAUUAAGCGUAGAUCUUUUGCUAGUACAGCUACGAAUCUCUAAAAAUGACUGCUAUAACUUCUAUAAGUAUACCGUUUUACUGAGACUGUAGGGUGCGGGUAGCGGGAGUGUGACAGGUUUUUUCUACCAGAAAGAAUCAUUAUACAAUGGUAGCUACUGCCGUCUAGUCUGUGGUUUUUUGUAUUUGUAGUUAAUUUUUUUUAAUUACAUUACAAUUACAAAGGAAACUAUGUUUUCGAAUUGAAUUUCGAAUGUUUUUUUGAAAACAUUUCCAAAUUCAAUU
This is a messenger RNA of Maniola jurtina (meadow brown), 2458 nucleotides long. RefSeq names its product sorting nexin-8-like. Gene Ontology annotation, biological process: retrograde transport, endosome to Golgi. The record is from RefSeq and is a predicted model, not a curated record. Gene Ontology annotation, molecular function: phosphatidylinositol binding. The transcript is spliced from 8 exons. Bases 430 to 1476 code for a protein of 348 amino acids. Lineage: Eukaryota; Metazoa; Arthropoda; Insecta; Lepidoptera; Nymphalidae.